This is a messenger RNA of Bursaphelenchus xylophilus (pine wood nematode), 1633 nucleotides long. NCBI's taxonomy places the organism in Eukaryota, Metazoa, Nematoda, Chromadorea, Rhabditida, Aphelenchoididae. The record is from the annotation of a GenBank genome assembly.
AUGGGUAUGGGUCGAGACUCCCGAAGCGUCUCGAUUGACGUUGUUGAUAUCGAACAGCCAAGCCCAUCGGAGCCCGCAACAGACGCAACAUGCAAAAUCUGUGGGAUAUCUCCGGCUUCUCCGCAUUUCGGAGUUGUCAGUUGUCGGCCUUGUAAGUUUCUGUUUUGUUGGCAGGAAUUAUAUUUGUAAUGUUUUAGGCGCCGCAUUCUUUCGACGAACGGUUGUUUUGAAACGAAGAUAUCAUUGCAACCUGGAAGGCUGUUGUAAUGUGCAUCAUGGUAAGUUCUGUUAAAAUUAUUUAUCUUCUGUUUUUAGAGAAGCGCCCAAUGUGCGCAUGUUGUCGAUAUCAGAAAACUUUGGAGGCUGGAAUGUCAGUGCAAAGUAAGUGAUUUAUCGGACAAGCGUACUACGUAAACCCGGAAAUGCCCAGUGUUUAUUACGGUCUUUAUGAUAUAAUUUAUCCACUUUUCUAUGGUCAAGCCUAUAUUUUUGAUAUUUUACAGACAUCCGUUUCCACUCUGACAAAAUAGGUGCUCCAAAGAAGAAGUCACCAAGAUUACAGUCAAUUCCUCCGGAACCCGAACCCUCAACGUUGCUCACAGAGAUGACGAAAGGCUAUCGAAAAUUUCUCAAAAGGACAAAGGAGCUAUACUAUAUUGUAAACCCCGGGGCCUUAUUUGAAGACAAGAUUGAAUAUAAACCUGCGACCUUGCCAGAACACCUUAUUUUCGACCGGUCUCAACUAUAUUAUAUGCGCAAAAUGUUGGAAAAACAUUUUCAUCCAUUUGGGGAGUUUUCAAAAAAGGAUCGGGUAAGAAACACUUUUAGGACGCAGUAUUUGCAUAUUUUCGAUUAAAAUGUGCGAUGAUAGUGUUUCAGGCCAAGAUUUUCGAACUCUUCCAGCCGUAUUUUACCCGGUUAAACAUGGCGUAUCUAAGUGUUGUCUGUUUUCCUCACAUUCCCAAACGUGUAGCCCUUUUUUAUGGAGGAUAUGUUGACGAAUCGGCACCGGUACUGCUGUAUGCUCAAGAUAAUGCCCCAGAGGAAUCUGCUCGGUGAGGCUCAAAGCAGCAUUGAUUGUUUUUUGCAUUUUUAGCCGGUUUUCCCCAGUAUUGAAGAAGUACGUUGUGAUGACGGAAAAGCUAAAGGAAUUGAAGGCGGAUGAGGCAGAGAUUGCUGCAAUAGCGGGUGUGAUUUUGUGGAGAGAAGGUAAGAUGGACAGUAUUUGUUAAAAGGAUGGUUUUUGAUGUCAUCUUUUAACGAGUGUAUAUACAGAAACCUGACAGCAUAAAGCGAUUACUCCAGGCAUAUCAUUUCUGUUUUUACUCUUUUGAACACAUGUACCGACGUACAUGCAUAAUUUAUGAAGUUUUCAGCCAACAUCCACUUCAAUACGAACAAAUUCAGCGAUCGAAUCGAUCAGAUAAUCGCGGAAAUGUCCAAAUAUUGUAUGGGGAAAUACAGUAAUCACGAAAGCCGCGUGGGGAUCCUCCUAUGUCUCUGCCGAGACCUGGAAGAGCUGAUGAUUGUGAUCAGGGCAUGCGUUGUUUUGGGUGAAAUUAUGAACGAUUACACGAUCCCCUACUUGCAUGAGGAUGUAUUCAAACUGGCUGAAACCCGGACCUCGCAAUAG